ACGAGCAUCUCUGCCGUCCUGCUGCACAGUGUACAGUGAUCAGCACCCUCGGAUCUGCUGGAACACACAGGGACUGAGUUCAUCAAUGUAACUCCGCUCAGUCCGAAGCUGCUGCGCCGUUUACCUGGAUAAGUCCAUCCAACGAGAGGAAGAGACAGACACAGACUCGCGUGGAGUGUCGACGUUCAGGAAAAGAGAAGAAUAUGAUUUUCAAGCAGCACUUGAUCUUCAUCCUGUACAGCCUCUGUGCGAGCGUCUUUAAAGUGGCUGGGACGAAAAGCAAAGCGAAAGGUAGCCAAGGUCAGUUCCCCAUAACUCAGAAUGUGACGGUGGUGGAGGGGGGCACAGCCAACAUGACCUGUCGUGUGGAUUUCAAUGAUAACACUUCCCUCCAGUGGUCAAACCCUGCACAACAGACUCUAUUCUUUGGGGACAAGAAAGCUCUGAGAGACCACAGAAUCGAGCUGGUGCGAGCCUCAUCGCAGGAGCUCACCAUCAGAAUCAGUGACGUCAGCCUGUCAGACGAGGGCCAGUACACCUGCUCGCUCUUCACCAUGCCUGUCAAGACCACCAAGGCCUUUCUCACUGUUCUGGGAGUGCCAGGACGACCAGAGAUCACAGGAUUUACCAAACCUGCCAUGGAGGGAGACAUCAUCACCUUGACGUGCACCACAUCAGGCAGCAAACCAGCUGCCAUCAUCAGGUGGUUCAGAAACGACAAGGAAGUCCAAGGAACUACAAAGGUAAAUGCUACUGGAAAAUCCUUCACAGUGAGGAGUAGCCUCCAGUUCCAGGUGGACAGACGAGACGAUGGCGUCGCCUACACCUGCAGCGUGGAGCAUGUGGCCCUGUCCAACCCGUACAUGACGACUGAGGUCCUGGAGGUCCACUAUGCUCCCCAUCUGGAGAUUGCACAUUCACUGAUUAUUCCACAGGAAGGGCAAUACUUCAAAUUGGAGUGUGUUUCCAUAGGCAACCCAAUACCUGAACCGGUGCUGUGGUCUAAAGACGGAGGGGAGCUGCCAGAUAUUGAACGUAUGAUAGUGGAGGGCAGCGAACUCACCAUCACCACAUUAAACAAAACAGACAAUGGCACAUACCGCUGUGAGGCCAGCAACCACCUGGGGACCAGCAGUGCAGAAUACAUACUCUUUGUAUAUGAUCCUAACGCUUUAGGACAACAUGGACCUGACCACGCUUUAAUCGGUGGCGUUGUGGCAGUUGUGGUCUUCAUCACCCUGUGUCUGAUAAUAGUUCUUGGACGAUAUCUGGCCAGACAUAAAGGAACUUACUUAACACACGAGGCCAAAGGAGCAGAGGACGCCCCCGACGCAGACACAGCCAUCAUCAAUGCUGAGGGAAACCAUGUGCAUGCAGAGGAAAAGAAAGAGUACUUCAUUUAGACUUCUGUUGCUCCUUUCCUUUUUUCAUGACUACUUUUGACAGCAGACAUGCAAAUUUCAAGCUGCCUCAGCUUCACAACAUGAUCCGUUUUGCUUUACUUACUUAUUCUUUGUUUUUUUCUGCUUCGGUAUGCUUGUUUUCAAAGCAUUCACUGACACUAUAGCCUUCUUCUUUUGUAAUUAAUGUAAACCAUGUACAAUUGGAUUGUUUCCAUUUCAGUUUCACGGUGCCUAAAUGCUGUGCAUUUCUUUCAUUUCUUGCAUUUUUUUUCUCUUUUGACUUGACCUGUUCAACUUUAUGUAGAUUUUUUAAAAAUUCAGAAGCAAACAGAAAUGUGCUUAAACUCGAGUUGGAGUCAAGUCUUAACUUUUCAAACUGUUUCAAAGCAAAACAUGUCAGUUUCAUCAAGUUAUCACACAUUAACUUUAGAAGAGUCUUUUUAGGUGUAAAAGGUGAUUUUCAAAGUUUCCACACCUACGUUAUCACAUCCCAGUCGUACAUUUACAGGGUCAAAAGCUGCAUUUCCACUAAGUAGCCUGGUUCGGUUUGGUUCAGUAAUGUAGGUAAUUGAUUGUGUUUCCACUGUCAAAAGUUGAGAAUGGGAACUAAAUUGACGACUAAUUGUGGACCUUGAUUUAUUCAGAUUAACUUGAUUAGUCUUGACAGCCCCACUAUAUAGAAAGUCAACCCACUGGAACAUGCCAAGAUGCUUCACCGUCUACAUUAUUUGGGGUAAAGCUUGUUUUUCUGCUGUAGACCCAGGCAGUCUGAGAUGAAGCUAUGGGCCAGCCUCAGUAGGACAUGCACUGUAUGGACAAACAUAUGGGGACUGUAAUGACAUUGAAUUCAUGUUUGAAUACAAAGGGCCUUCUCUAAAAUGUUGCCGCUAAGUUGGAAGCAUAGCAUUGUCCAAAAUGUUUUGGUAUGCUAAAGCAUUAGGUAUCCCUUUACUGGAGAUAAGGGGCCUAAGCCAAACCCUGAAAAACAGCAAAAUACCAUAAACCCUUCUCCACCAAACCUCACAGCUGGCACAAUGCAGUCAGACAGGUAACAUUCUCCUGCCAUCCACAAACCCAGAGUCAGCCAUCUGACUGCUAAACAGAGGAGCGUGAUUGGUCCUUCCACAAGACACGUUUUCACUGCUCCACAGUCCAGUGUUGGUGUUUUUUACACCACUCCAUCUGAUGCUUAGCAUUGGACUUGGUGAUGUGAGGCUUGCAUGCAGCUGCUCAUCCGUGGACACCCAUUCCAUGAAGC
Molecule: messenger RNA, 2661 nt
Organism: Cheilinus undulatus (humphead wrasse)
Lineage: Eukaryota; Metazoa; Chordata; Actinopteri; Labriformes; Labridae
Gene: cadm2b
Product: cell adhesion molecule 2b
Exons: 10
Coding region: 204-1403 (399 amino acids)
Source: RefSeq, a predicted model, not a curated record